Scomber scombrus (Atlantic mackerel) is the source of this 3507-nucleotide messenger RNA. It is a transcript of the gene chkb, whose product is annotated as choline kinase beta. Gene Ontology annotation, biological process: CDP-choline pathway; phosphatidylethanolamine biosynthetic process. Gene Ontology annotation, molecular function: ethanolamine kinase activity; choline kinase activity. The record is from RefSeq and is a predicted model, not a curated record. NCBI's taxonomy places the organism in Eukaryota, Metazoa, Chordata, Actinopteri, Scombriformes, Scombridae. Bases 57 to 1508 code for a protein of 483 amino acids. The transcript is spliced from 11 exons. Gene Ontology annotation, cellular component: cytoplasm.
GUCAUCUGCAUAUGAUACUUUAAUGGUUGCUAUCAACCGCGCCCCCCCUCCCUUCCAUGCGACUCAGACCAUCCAGCUAUGUUUGGCUCUUCCGGUUAAGUAGCUUUACCGGUGAGCUGCCUGCGAGUCCCUCCUGCCGUUUCAGACCAACUCUUCGGAGCGGUCUUCCUCUACUCUUCGCCCGGAAAUUCACCAUGCAGUCUGGUCGCAAUGUGACCAGCAGCAGCGGCAGUAGCAGUAGGGAGGACUGCGCACUUCAGACCGAGCCUGAGCUGUUCUGCAACAACAUUCCCGCUGUGACAGUAGAAGAAGCUGGUCCUCCGGCGGAGAAGACACGAGUGGGAAGCUUGGUUGUCCAUGAGAGAAACCUGAGGACCCCGAGUCCCCUCUGCGGGGCCAACUGUGAUGACGACUCGGAGGCAGAGUCGUUCAGGGAUGGGAGAACCGAGGAGGUCGACCGUGACACCAAGGGCAGGGCGUUUGCCUGGUGUCGAGACUUUCUGUCUGGGCCGUGGAAGACCAUCCAAGAAGAGGAUUUUCAAAUCAGCAUCGUUAGUGGUGGACUAAGUAACCUGCUGUAUCUGUGUAGUUUGCCUGACCAUGUGCCCUGUGAGGGAGAAGAACCACACCAGGUGCUCCUCAGGAUCUAUGGUGCCAUCCUGCAGGGUGUGGACUCCUUGGUGUUGGAGAGUGUGAUGUUUGCAAUCCUGGCAGAACGAACUUUAGGGCCCAAACUUUAUGGCAUCUUUCCAGACGGACGCUUAGAACAAUAUCUUCCAAAUACCCGAAUGCGCACAGAUCAACUUUCGGACCCAGCAGUCUCAGCUGAGAUUGCCACCAAGUUGGCACGUUUUCAUGAUAUGGUUAUGCCCUUUAACAAAGAGCCCAAGUGGCUGUUUGGGACCAUUGAUAAAUACAUGGAUCAAGUGAUGAAGCUCAAGUUUGUUCGGGAAGCACAUGUGAAGAAGUACAACAAGCUAAUGAAGUUCAACCUGCCUGCCGAGUUGGAGAGCCUCCGGGCAUUGCUGGCUGCGACUCCAUCGCCUGUGGUGUUCUGCCACAAUGAUGUCCAAGAAGGUAACAUUUUGAUCCUUGACGAUAGGGAACAAACCCCAACAGACAAACUCAUGCUGAUAGACUUCGAGUACAGCAGUUACAACUACAGGGGUUUUGAUUUUGGGAACCAUUUCUGUGAGUGGAUGUAUAAUUACACUUAUGACCAGUGGCCCUUCUACAAAGCCACACCAGAGGACUAUCCCACCAGAGAGCAGCAGCUUCAUUUCAUCAGAAGUUAUUUGGCAGAACAGAGAACAAACUCGACAAUGGACCAGAAACAGAUUGAAGAGGACAUGAUAAUAGAGGCUAACAGGUAUGCAUUAGCGUCACACUUCCUCUGGGGUUUGUGGUCCAUCAUUCAAGCAAAGAUAUCUAAGAUUGAAUUUGGAUAUAUGGACUAUGCCCAGUGUCGGUUUGAUGCCUACUUCAAGCAAAAAAAGCUCUUCUCCUGAAUUCCACCUCAGUCAGAAUGUACUGUACUGUCCAUUUGAUCUGUCCAUAUCAUUCUUCAAUCUCACCUUUUUGGUAAGGAUUUUUUUUAAGCUGUGUUAUUAAAACUCCAGUCCUAGGAGUGCCUUGGUAGCUGAGUGGUUACUCGCAUGCCACAUAAUGGCAGCGUCCCUGGUUCGAUUCCAGCAAGGGACCUUUGUAGGUCAUUCUCCUCUCUCUCCCAGUUUCCUGUCGCCCUCUAAGCCAUCCACUAACACAUAAAGGCAAAAUGCAAAAAAAUAUAUCUAACAAAAAAACAACUCAGAUAGCCAUGUUAAGUAAAACAUGGCUAUCGAAUCUAAUCUGUAAAGAAUCCUUUUUAUUAAAGCACUUUUUCCUAUAUUGUUAAAUUUAGUUAUAGCAGGUCUAACUCAUUGAAGGUUGUUGUCUUUCAUUUAAGGGGUAAGUUAAUUGGAUGUUCAGCUAUUUUAGUUAAUUUUAUAUCCCCCAUUUCUAGAUGCACUCACUCUUUGGACCACUUUUUAUCACUGGCAUUGUUAGUUCUUCAUUUGGUCUCUCUACAUGUGAUGGGUCAGUCAUGGCCUGUGCUGGUUGCCGGAGAAUUCAUGUCGUUUAAUGUCAAUGUAUUAAUCUUACUGUAAGACUCAUUUUGGUUUACUAAUCCAAUGAUAUAGAGUUCAGUGUGGAAACCUUUUAUAUAGCUCUUUGCUUUAGUGUUUUUCUAGUCAUACUACCUCACUUCUCUCCUCUGAUGUUCAGUCUGUUUGGUGUAUAGAUCGCAUAAGGGUUGAUUGUAGAGGUAUCUUGUCUCAUAUGUUGCAGGUAGUUUUACUGAGGAGCAUGCAAAAAAUACUCCCCGCCAACUAUUGUUAAGUUCAGUAAAGUUAAAUUAUAUGAUUACCUCAUUUCAGUAAAUAAUAACACAAGGGUUAUUUUUAUAUGGUGUCACUGUACUGAACGAAACGUUUAUUGAAUUAUCAGAACCGUUACAAAGUUUAAGGCAUUUAAAGGGGAACCGCAAAUGUGAAAAGAGUUGUAUGAAGCUUUUUGUGGCUUUCUUGUGGAGGGAUCUGUGUGAAAUCUGAAAAUUACUUAAUGGUUACCAGACUUCUGUAGCCCACUACUCAUCUCUGCUUAAGGCUAGUGGCUCGAGGCUAUGUAGACACUACUAGCAUAACACACCCAAAUAUUUGCCUGAAGCGCUGGUGGUCGAGUUGCAUUGUUGGUACUGUAGGUAUCCAGUUUUGACAAAAAAGAGGAAUGCGUGGAAUAAAAAAGACGAUAUAUCUGGUUCUACCGCAUCGAUUAUGAUAAUACCAUCCUUUGUGUCUGAUUAUGUUAUAGAAAGGCAAUCUGAAAUUGGUGGAGUACUUUUUUAAGCCAGCAAUACUGCAUUUGUCACCAUUUAAAUGUGAGUUUUAACCAUACAUUUCUGCUUUACCUGUAACUGCCCAGUUUGUUUUACCUUUUGGUUAUCUAUGUAUGAUUUUAUGUUGAAGUUAUUCUGAGAUGUUUUUCUGUUCACCUUUUUUCCAAGAAUCAUAACUUGAAAUAUGUAAACAUCUGACAUUUAUACGUAUUGUAUUAGGUUAACUGAAAUGUCCAUCUGGCACAUUGCAAAAAUUCCAACAAUUGAAUGUGUUGGAAUAAAGUCACACAACUAUUUUCUUUCCUUCUUAGCAUAAGUUGAACAUAUGUGGUUUUGCUUUUCAUUUCCUAUUGUUGUAGGUCCCUUUUACUUUUCUAUUUAUUUAGACUGCUAUAUUUGAACAAACGCAUUGCCAUUCAUUAAUGUGUCAGUAUCCUUGUUUUACACUUAGCUGCAUCAGUUUACUCAUGAGAAGAUGCUACAAACUUAACUGUGCCUCAUUGACUACCUGUAGAUAUUUUUAAAGCAGCGUUGCUCCAGUUUAGAAUCAUUGUUAAAGCUUAUUGUACCAUUCUCUAUUUUGUUUUGGUCUCUUUUCACUACUAAAAUAUAAUUUAAAGCUAAUAAACUUA